UACCACAGGGAUUACAUAUUGGAAGACAUGGAUUUUGCUGCUAACGAGCUCAGCAUUUAUGACAAACUCUCAGAGACUGUUGAAUGGGUGCGACAGACCGGCCAUCAGUGUGGCAUGUCAGAGAAGGCCAUCGAGAAGUUCAUUAGGCAGCUGCUAGAAAAGAACGAGCCCCAGAGGGGGCCACCUCAGUACCCUGUGCUCAUCACUGUGUGUAAGGUGCUCCUCGCACUGGGCUUAGUGCUGCUUGCCACCUGCUUCGCCAUCCAGCCUUUCAGCCCGCUGGCGCCGGAGCCCACGCUCUCUGGGGCUCAUGCCUGGCGCGCGCUCAUCCGCCACAUCCGCCUCCUGUCCCUACCCAUCACCAAGAAAUACCUUCCUGAGAGCAAGGGUGCAGCUCUGCCCGCGACGGAGGAGGACAGGCGCUUGGCAGAUCUCGACCCCUGGUGGCCCUACAGUGGGGAGCAGAAUGCCUCGGAGCCGGUCCCUGCCGACUGCAUCGUCUGUGCCCACUCUCUGCCCCUGGAGGUGAUGCUCCCGGAGGAUGCCCCAAGGAUGUUCGACCAUCUCCGGCAGCUGGUGAUCAAGACUGGACAGCCGCUGCGGAAGGAAGAGAUCCAGCGCUUCCUAUGCCAGUACCCCGAGGCUGCGGAAGGCUUCCCUGAAGGGGUUUUCGCCAAGUGGCAGCGCUGCUUUCCAGAGCGGUGGUUCCCAUUUCCUUACCCAUGGAGGAGACCUCUGAACAGAUCACAAAUUUUACAUGAACUUUUUCCUGUUUUUACACAUCUCUCAUUCCCAAAAGCUGCCUCCUUAAAAAAGUGCUUCCUUCUUCAUCCGGAACCUGUUGUGGGGAGUAAGAUGCAUGAGGUGCAUGACCUGUUCGCGGUCGGCAGCGGUGAGGCCAUGCUGCAGCUCAUCCCUCCUUUCCACUGCCGAAGACACUGUCAGUCUGUGGCCAUGCCUGUGGAGGCCGGGGACAUUGGCUAUGCCAGCGCCACCCACUGGAAGGCCUACAUCAUAGCCAGAGGAACCCAGCCUUUGGUCUUCUGCGAUGGAACCACGCUCUCAGAACUAUAGGCAACAGAGCUACCUAUGAGAACACUUCUGAGACCCACCGGAAAGCCAGGUGGAAAGAGGGGAAAUAAAAACAGAAACAAUGAAACCA
Molecule: messenger RNA, 1162 nt
Organism: Octodon degus (degu)
Lineage: Eukaryota; Metazoa; Chordata; Mammalia; Rodentia; Octodontidae
Gene: CUNH6orf89
Product: chromosome unknown C6orf89 homolog
Exons: 8
Coding region: 28-1074 (348 amino acids)
Cellular component (GO): nucleolus; Golgi membrane
Source: RefSeq, a predicted model, not a curated record